Sphaerodactylus townsendi is the source of this 5860-nucleotide messenger RNA. It is a transcript of the gene FOXJ1, whose product is annotated as forkhead box J1. The record is from RefSeq and is a predicted model, not a curated record. Gene Ontology annotation, molecular function: DNA-binding transcription factor activity; sequence-specific DNA binding. The transcript has 4 exons. Gene Ontology annotation, biological process: regulation of DNA-templated transcription. NCBI's taxonomy places the organism in Eukaryota, Metazoa, Chordata, Lepidosauria, Squamata, Sphaerodactylidae. Bases 230 to 1690 code for a protein of 486 amino acids.
UACAAAUCUCUGCGGCUCCGGAAUAAAAGAGCUCCGACAGCGAGGGGGAUAAUAAUUUAUCCAGCGGGAGAACAGGAGAAACUGACCCUCUCCCUUCUGUUUUCAAACCCCGCGCAACAGUCCCCUUGAGCUGUAAAUAUUUGGCAUCGGUGGGAUUUUGUGGUAGGAUCAGGAUUCUCACCCCCUGCCCUCUCCCUUUUACCCCCUUCCUACCCCCCCAAACUCCUGAAUGCUGGACCUUCCUAUUUUGGCCUCUACUGACAUGACUGACAACUGGCUGAACGUGCAGUCAGAGGAAGAGAAAGGUCAGGAGAGCAGCAUGGUAGAUUCAGGCAACUUGGACGACAGCUUGACCAGCUUACAGUGGCUUCAAGAGUUCUCCAUCAUCAAUGCCAACAUGGGCAAGUCUUCCUCUUCCCCGUGCAGCACCGAUCCCCAUGGCUAUCACAAAAUUCCUGGAUCAGCUGCACCAUGUUCUCCCCUGGCUGGUGAUCCAGCUUGCAUGGGGAUGCCCCAUACUCCAGGCAAGCCCAUUUCCUCUUCUACAUCCAGGACUGCACACCUGCAAGGCCAACCAUUGGAAGACGUAGAUUACAAGACUAAUCCCCAUGUGAAGCCUCCUUAUUCCUAUGCCACACUCAUCUGCAUGGCAAUGGAAGCCAGCAAGAAAACCAAAAUCACCCUCUCAGACAUCUAUAAGUGGAUUACGGAUAAUUUCUGCUACUUCCGGCAUGCUGACCCCACAUGGCAGAGGUUGCCUGCAUAUAUGAUUAAGGCCCAACCCUUCCUACAUAGCCCUCAUCCUCCAACAAGUCUGUAUUGGCAGGGUGGUAGUGACGAGGAUAAUCACAAUGUGAUCCAAGACAUCCAGCUGAACUCCAUAAGGCAUAACCUGUCCUUGAAUAAGUGCUUCAUCAAGGUGCCACGAGAGAAAGAUGAACCAGGAAAAGGUGGCUUCUGGAAAAUUGAUCCUCAGUAUGCAGACAGACUGAUGAAUGGAGCAUUCAAAAAGCGCAGGAUGCCCCCUGUUCAGAUCCAUCCAGCUUUUACCGGCAGAAUCCAACAAGAUGCCAGCUCCAGUUCUUCUGCUAACCAAGCAGCGACUUCGUGGAAAAACAGCAUCCUGAAAAUCAAUAUGGAGUCUCAACAGCUUCUCAAAGAGUUUGAAGAAAUCACCAAUGACCAGAACUGGAACCUAGUGGAUGGGAAAAUGAGCCAUAAACGCAAACAGCCACUACCAAAGCGGAUGUACAAGACAGCCCGCCUCGCCAGUUCCCCAAUGCUUACUCAGGAAGAACAGACAGAGCUUGGGUCUCUGAAAGGUGACUUUGACUGGGAGGCUAUUUUCGAUACCACCUUAAAUGGCGACUUCUCCACCUUUGAGGAUCUGGAAAUCACCCCUCCUAUUAGCCCAAUAACUAGGGAUGUAGACCUGACCGUACAUGGAAGGCAUAUUGAUUGUCCACAGGAAUGGUGCCCAGUUGGACAAGAUUAUGUCCUAACAGAAUCCAACCAGAACAGUUUGGACUUUGAUGAAACCUUAAUUGCCACUUCUUUCCUUCAGCACCCCUGGGAUGAAGGGAGAAAUGAUUACCUCUCAAGUUCUGUCAACAUGGAUCCUCUGUUUGAACUCAGCGACCCUUCUUUGCAGACAGAAUUGAAUGACUGGAACAAUACCGGCUGUCUUUAAUAAAAGACUGAUCCCUGGCUAGACGGCUCAAGAUCAUUCCAGAUCAGCCUGUUAAAUGAACAAGAUAUCCCUAGAGCUGCAGGACUUUACAGAAUGAAGAAUCCUCUGGCAAAUGAGACAUCUUUAUUAUCUUGGACCAGAAGUAUGGGGGGGUGGGGGGGUGGGGAGGUGGAGUUCCAGAGAGCUAAGCUGGAUAUAUCUGAAAGCAACACAUAUGGGGAAAUUCUGUGUCCCACAAGACAAACAAAUACAAUACUUAUUUUUUGUGUUCUUUUAAAGGAAUAUGAAUUUUUCUACUUUAGGGCAGAAGGACUGGAAAAGGGCUUAUAUUCCUUGUAGGGGAAGGGAGGACUUUUAACUAAGAUGGAAGAGCUGGCCUUUUCUGGCAACUAAGAAUGUUUUAGAUCAUCUGAAAUUUCCUCUUCCUUCUACAUCCUCUUGGUCUUUCCAUUACCUUCCCUUUCUUGUUUGUGUGUGUUGGUCUUGUUUCUACCAGGGAAAAUUUCUAGAUAAAACAUGUGACAGUAAUGUAGCAGGCAAAUACAACUUCCACCCGUAUUCUAGGAGCUGCAGCCACCUGUCUAUAUUAGGACUAGUUUAGUUGUUGAAAUCUGUAUACUCUGAUAUUAAUCAACUAGUCAAGAUGCUAUGGGCUUUUUAAAAUAGAGCCUAUUAUAUAUCUAUAUCUAUUAAGAAACUUAUAUUUUUAGCUACAGGGCAAAAUCAGUAGAUAUUGGUGGGAUGAGGAUUGUUUGUAAUAAUGUUAAUGAAGAUUGAAGUGUAUCAGUCAUUCAUUAUGCAGAGGGAAACGUAAUGAAAUAUGCAAGGGGGAAUUCUGCCAGCAGAGGAUUAAAGAAGAACACUAUACAAGGGAGCCUGAUGUUCUCCAGAUGAUUCUUUUGACUUAUUUUUGUAUUUCAUAUUCUUGACCAUUUGGCAAUCUUGACUGGAUGUGUAUGCUGUAAAGCCUAGACAUGAUGCAUGGUAGGCUAACUCUCUGAAGUUCUGGACUACUAACAAAGCAAUCUACCCUUUUCCAACUGGAAGCUAUGAAAGAAUUUGUGUGAUCAUAUGACUCCAACAAAUCAGCUGACAGCUUAACUGACCAAUUAUGAAGGGCUACAUUUUCGUCUCCUUUGGUGAGGCAGCUAUGGAAACUGCUAAAAUAUCUAUCUGUUUUAGUUGAUGCCUUGUAGGGUGUUAGUCCUCAGGCGGAGUGACAAUUUAGUGUUGGUUAAAAAAAUGUUCCUUUUUUAGUGGCUCUAAACUUAGGGACAGUUAUAAACCGCAGAACAUGUAUGCAGUGGAAAUGGCAAACAACCGAAGAAAUCACAGCUUCAUUCUGCCUUGUUUUUCUUAUUUUAUCCUAAAGCUGAUGUUGCCCCCCCUACUAGGUAUUUUAACUCAGAAUGAAUGUUAGUCAAUAGUCAUCUUAAAAUUUGCAUGCAUUCAAAUAAAUUAAAAUAUGCACGUAGCCACAAUAGUAGCUGAAGUACUCUCUUUCUGAAUAUAGAAAUAUUUUCUGUGUGUUACUUUGUAAGAACUAUAGCAUAAGGGUAGAGCUCUAUGUCUUUAUUUUGCAGAAGGGAAAACCUAAAGGACUUUCAGAAAACACACUUAAAUUGCUUUUUACAUGCCAGCAUCUCCUUUACGUGCACGCUAUGAAUCUUUAGAUGUUAAUGUCCUCAUGUGCUUAAUCAGAAUAUCCCCAUAAUUUCCAAAUGUGGAAGAUGUCAUUCCCUCAGAACAAAAGUCCAGUUUUUAUGUUUUUCUAUGGUAAAUAUGACAAUUGGUCCCUGAUAAAUACCCUAGUAUGCCCACAGUGACAGGAAAACGCACGCCCAUCCAUCAGAUUUUUUGAAUGAAAUAGGUACAGUGCAUGGGUUAGAAGUUAGAAAAGAAGUUUCCUCAUGAUACAUUUUGAAUGUUGGUAACUUCAAAAAUAAUCCCUAUUGUCACAAAAUUAAGUGUCUUAUUCAAGAACAGAUAGCCCAAAAUUAGUUAAUUGUCAUAUACCACAAAUAUUAAUGCUGUGUUGUGAUGAGAGGGAUGGGUGCUAUGACAAGUGGGAUGCAUUUUGAAACUACAGUGGAACCUCGGAAAUUGGCGCCUUCAGAAAUCGCUGAUUUUGGUUUUCGCCGGUCACCACCGGCCGUUAGAACGUCUCGGAUUUCGCCGGCAGUCUCGGAUUUUGCUGACGUACAUAGCGUAAAUUACUUAAUUUAUGCAAUUUGCUACGCUGUUUGCGUAUGCAAUCGCCGAUUUCGGAUUUCGCCGAUAAUCGCCAGACAGAUUAUCGGCGAAUUCCGGUGUUCCACUGUAUUCUUAUUUCACUUUUUGUAUUUACCCUCCUCACUUCAUUCCUUGAAGGUGCAUCAUUUAUUCUUUUUACAACAGGAUACUGAAGCUGAGAGACAGAAGGUCUUGUCACAUGAUUUAUACAUGGAGUGUCUGUGUGUGUUUGAGAGAACGAGUGCAUAACGAGUGUCCGUGUGUGUACAUGCCUCAUUUGUUUCACAUAUUCUACAAACGCUCCUAAAAGUGCAUUUCUGUUGUACUCAAGAAAAGAAAAGAUUUUUUUUGUACACAAGAAAAAAGAAAAAUAGAAGCAUUUUCGUAGAAAUCUUAAUGAUGUCAGAAUUAUAGGUGUGCUUUUCUUUGCAUGCUUUAUCUUCUAUAUAAAAUUAGUCAGUGUUGGAAAAGAAAAUCCUGGAUAUUAAAUAAAGGGAAAGCAAAGUUAAAUGAGAGUUGCUGUGCAAAAUGGAGGUGGUGUUCAGCUUCAGUUUUUAUCUAACUGAAGCAAAUUGCAGAAAUUUAUCAAAUGUAAACUUCGUAGCUUUUUAAUGCAGUCCACUUGAAUGACUCGUUCAGCCUGUAAAUGGCACAAUCCAUAUGAAAGUCUAAUCCCCAUUAAUCUCAGAGCAUACAUAGCCGUUAUCUCCAGUCAAAAUCAUAUCAGUUGAAAAUCAUUGGGGCUUUGACUCAUGUCAGUACUUUGGUAUUCAGCAUUGCAAGCAUCAAACAACACUAAGGGAUUAGAAACUGAAAUCUAAAUUUGAAUCACAAACACGAAUGCUUAGCGUCACUGUCAAAAUUUUUCCACUAUAGUCGGUUCAAGCUUUUGCCAUUGAUUUCAGUAAGUUCAGGUGACAAUCAAUAAUUUCAUUUCAACUGAUUAGAAAUCAGAAAGUGCCACAUAUUCAAAUUUGGAUGCUUGAAUUUGGUAGUUGAGUAUAUGGGGUUUUUUUUGUACAUUUUGGAUUCAGGAUUUGUUUCAGCUUUUCUCAACUGAUAAAGUUUAGUUCUGCUGAAAUUGUCUUGAAUUUCUGGGCCUUGUCCACAUGCACAAUGUACAGAUUUUCCCAAUAGUCAAACCUUGUGACUUGGAAAUGUUUUCUGUGAAAUCAUUCCGCAUGCCUUCAUUCCCCCAUUGUUUUCCCAUUCCAUUGUUUUCCCAUUGUCUCUUCAAUUGCAUUUAUUUCACACACUACUGCUGAAAACAUAUUAUUCCCAAUGGUGGUUAGAUGUCAUCAGUGACUCAGAAGAACAAUAUACCCAGUGGUGGGAUUCAGCAGGUUCGCAACACUUCGGCAGAACUGGUUGUUAAAAUGGUGCUUGUAAACAACCAGUUGUUCAAUUAUUUGAAUCCCACCACCGGAACCGGUUGUUAAAUUAUUUGAAUCCCACCACUGAAUAUACCCCUCCUAAAAACACACACCCGUACAUUUUCUUGCCAAAUUAGAGCUGCAGUAACACACUAUCAUUACUGAGGCAGUUCCUUGUCAAUUUCCUCCUGCAAAAGCAUCUUCCCUUGUCAAUGUCACAUGUUCCCAACUGUGGAUAUAGUGUACCUUGGCCGUAACAUUACAUUGCUAAUUUGAGAUGAUACAAUUAACCUGACUUGUGUCUGUGCCCUAACGUUACAUCGCUAAUGCUGUAUCACAAAGAGAUUUUUUUAAAGUUCCUUCCAAAAACAGAGGAUGGGGAGGAGGAAAAAAUGACUGAAGGAAAGGUUUGGUGACUACACAGUGCCAAGUGUUCAGUGAGGUGGAGAAAUAAAGAGUGUUUCGACAUGAUUGCAUGCUCAAGGGAAGCUUGCUUGGAAAUGGAUUGGAAAAACAUUGCAGUAAAAGUACUUGGGAAAACAAUGGAGGAAAAAUGAAGGGAAAA